UUAUUCCUGCGUGUAUUCCAUGUGCUCUUGCCAAGAUGUGGACUUACUGGGAAGAGAAUUAUGAAAAUCAUUAGUAUAGAAUGUUUUAAUUAGAAAAUUUAAAGCUGCUUUCAGAUGACAAUCAUAUUAAAUCACGUAGAAUCCAAUUUUAAUUGAAAGGUUUCAUUGAUUUAUUGUUUUCAAGACAAAAAUGGAUCACUCUGCAAAUGCAUUGAGAUUUGCUGAAGCUCGAGCUACAGAAAUUGCUACUUUAAUGCAAGAAAUAACUGCUUCAGAAAACAAGAGAAAGAAGAGUUUUUUCCAAAAAUUGCCGAAUCAUAUGCGCAGACGAGGUGCUAGUCAAAAUCCUAAAAGAGUGCCUAGAAAAUUAAGAACACCAAAUCAAAACCUAGAAACAAAAGCAAAACCCAAGAAAAAAGUUCACAAGAAGAAACCAAAAGAUUUACAGGAGGAAUAUGCCAGUAGAAGCAAGCCUGACAGUACUUGGCUUGAAAAUCACAUUUGGUUUGCUAAAAGAUUUAAAAUGGAUAUUUUGUGGGGAUAUCAUAUUCCAAUUCAUCCCAAUGAUAAGAAAAUUGGAUCGUCUCAUGAUUCGGUUGCUAAUCAUGCUAUGUUACAGGAUCUGUCAUAUUAUUGUUGUAUAGAAUUAGAAGGAGCAGAAACAGCAUUUUCUAAUGGUCUUCAAAAAUUAGUUGACUGUUCCUCAGGAAAUAUCUUUUUCUCUAAAAUGUAUCUUGAUGGAACUAGAGAAGGGCAUACCAUGCUGCACCAUCCUGAAUGUUGUCCUUUCAAAGCUAUAGGCCCUGUAUCUUUUCUUUGGAAGCCAAUGUCAGUAUUAAAUGAUUCACUUCAUGCAAGACGCAAGCUGUGGAUUUGGUGUCAUCCAUCAUGUCAUGAUGAACUUAUUGAUGUUUUUGUAAAAACUUUUGAUUUGAAAAAUGAAGAAAGGCCUGAUAUAAGUGAAUCAUUUUCUUUUGCAUGCAAAUUAAAUUUUAUGAAGUCUAAACAACACUUUUGUAAAGAAAAGAUAUUUAGUGGCCCAGCUAUGAAAAUGAUGCUCCUUAAAAAUACUCUUGUGCGUCAUCGCUUGAUUGGACCAAUGGCCCAGAAUGUGCUGUUUCGAGUCUUGAAAUCAGCAGAUAUUACUAACAUUUCUAAUGAUAAUUUGCUAAAAAAUGAAAUUUCUGAAAAUGGUAAAAACCCAAAGCGAUUGAAGCUUGAUGAUGGCCAAGUUAAUAAUUCUAAACCCCUGUGGUGGGAAGUGUAUUAUGAUAGUAAAAGCAGGAAAGAACUGCAUAUUGAAAAAGAGGAAUUGUUAGAAUGUUUGAGUGACUCUCAAUCUGGGCCUUAUGUUAUUCCAAAAAGCAUUGUUGGGCUUACUGUGAGAGAUCCACGUACAGCCCCAUCUUGGAAAAAAGAUGAUAAUGAACUAGAAGAAGAGAGAUUUGAGCUCUUUAAAGACCUUGGACAGUCUUUCACCUCAGAAAUGGCAGAUUCAGCCUUGUGGGAUGAAAACAUUCGUAAUGAAGUAACUGCUUCAAAGCUAUCUGAUAAAGAGAUUAACGAUGCAAGAUCUAAUUGCAUCAUUGCAACUGAUCUAGGGAAAAAAGAGAAUAGAAUCCCUAUUCUUAUCAUUCAUCAAAACGGUAUAAAUGGAUUUGAAUAUGGAUGGGACCUAAUUGCUCCUCGAGGAUGGAGUGCUGAGUUCUUCAGGUCAUUUGUAAAAAAAGGUGGAAGACCUGCUGGUCUUCGAGACUUGCAUUUUGUCAAUAUGGAAAAUGGCCUUCCAAACUUUCCAUGUAGUUUUCCUGAUACAGCAGCUGGUGCUGCAUAUGAAGAAAAAUUGCGGAUGAAAAAUCUGAAAGAACAUUAUAAAAGGCCAAAGAGCAAACGACCCAAUUUCUCUACUUUAGGUAUUACUACACCAUUUUUCAUGUGUUGGAAAACACUCAUUAGUGAAUGGAUAAAUGAGUUGAAAAGCGAUGACAUUGCCAGUCUGUUUCCUAGUGUUGCGAAUUUAGGUGUUUUAGAAAUUAACGAAGUUGCUGCUCUUAAUCAUCCAGAAUUUUACGUAUAUCGAAAUCCAGCAAUCAGACGCUUAAAUAAUUUAUGCAGACGGCUUUUACGAAUGCCAAGAACUGGAUUUUCAGAUAUACAACAAAAUGAAUUAUUGGAAACAUUCAGAACUUUUGUGUUGUCUCUGAAUCCCAAAAUUCAAUUUUGUAAGUCUCUAAUUUUAGUUAAAUUAAGAUGUUUAAAUAAAGGCAGGCCUUCAAUCCAUGCUGGAAUAUAUCUUCUUAGUGAACAAGAUAUGAAGGAGUUAAAAAAGGAUCCAGCAUUUUGUGGGCCUACAGAACCUAAUCAUCCUAAUAAGGAAAAAGGCAAGAAAUCCCCUAAGGAAUUAGAUAGGCCUGAAAUCAAAAGUUUGAUCUCGAAUUCUAGUCGUAAGAUGAUUGGUUAUGUUUCAGAAGGUGGCUUUUCUAGUUUUCUUGGACAGGGGUGUGCAAUUGGACAUUGUACUUCUAUUGGAUAUCUCACAAUGUUAAAAAGAUGUUUGGAUGCUAAUUUGAAACCUUUUGUACUUAUUAGAGACCAGCACAGUUUUAAAUAUAGAAUAUCAACUGCAGAAAUUAUUGAGUGUAAUUUAUGAAUCUGUUAUUUAUGUUUUCGAAAUCAAUCAUGUGAUAAUCAUAUUGUGCCUACAAAGUCAUGUGAAAAAUAAAUUUUUGUUACAUUUUUUUUACAAUUUUUUUAGUUUGAUUUUUUUAUGUGCUACACAGAAUGGUCUAGUGGUAAAAUCUUGUUAAUAGAGUAUGAAGAUCAUGAUUUUGAAG
This is a messenger RNA of Argiope bruennichi, 2834 nucleotides long. It is a transcript of the gene Pop1, whose product is annotated as ribonucleases P/MRP protein subunit POP1-like. The transcript has 9 exons. Gene Ontology annotation, cellular component: nucleolar ribonuclease P complex; ribonuclease MRP complex. The coding region runs from base 191 to 2650 and encodes 819 amino acids. Lineage: Eukaryota; Metazoa; Arthropoda; Arachnida; Araneae; Araneidae. Gene Ontology annotation, biological process: tRNA 5'-leader removal. The record is from RefSeq and is a predicted model, not a curated record.